Molecule: messenger RNA, 2413 nt
Organism: Eruca vesicaria subsp. sativa (arugula)
Lineage: Eukaryota; Viridiplantae; Streptophyta; Magnoliopsida; Brassicales; Brassicaceae
Source: the annotation of a GenBank genome assembly
CAAUACACAAACUCAACAAAGAGCGAGAAAGAGAGCGAAGAGUCGUGAAUAAAUAAACAUCUUCUCUUCCUCUCCAUUUUACUACUCCAUUGUUUUCUUUUAUUUUUAGUAAAUAGUAAAAUAUAUAUUUUCAAGAAUGGCUUCGGAAGCUGACGUGGCCGCCGUGGAAAACCUCCAGCAACCGUUACUUGAGCCAGCGAAGUCUGAAGUUGAUUUCAGGAUGGAGAGUGUGUUAACGGACACUCAUAUGCCUUAUCUCCGGCGGAUUUAUUACGCGGGGUUGAUCGAGCUGACAUUUCUCUUCCACCUGGCGGCUCCGGCGAUCUUUGUCUACGUCAUCAAUAAUGGCAUGUCUAUGCUCACUCGUAUCUUCGCCGGAAGAAUGGGAAGUAUGCAACUCGCCGCAGCUUCUCUCGGAAACAGUGGUUUCAACAUGUUCACAUUUGGUCUCAUGCUUGGAAUGGGAAGUGCAGUGGAAACAUUAUGUGGACAAGCGCACGGAGCUCACAGAUACGAGAUGCUCGGAGUCUACCUACAAAGGUCAACGGUGGUUCUUUUUCUCACCGGACUUCCCAUGACAAUACUCUUCAUCUUCUCCAAACCUAUCCUCACUUCACUAGGCGAGCCAGCUGAUGUAGCAUCAAUGGCUUCCAUCUUUGUCUACGGUAUGAUCCCAAUGAUCUUCGCUUACGCUGCCAACUUCCCUAUACAAAAGUUCCUCCAGUCACAGAGCAUCGUGACCCCAAGCGCUUACAUCUCAGCCGCCACACUCGUCAUUCACAUACUCCUCUCUUGGCUAGCCGUGUUCAAGUUCGGGUGGGGCUUGAUUGGUCUCUCUGUGGUACAUAGUCUCUCGUGGUGGAUCAUUGUUAUUGCUCAGGUUUUGUAUAUUAAGGUGAGUCCAAGAUGUCGCCGGACUUGGACUGGUUUUAGCUGGAAAGCUUUUGAUGGUCUUUGGGACUUUUUUCGGUUAUCGGCUGCCUCAGCGGUCAUGCUCUGCCUUGAGUCUUGGUAUGCUCAGAUUCUUGUUUUACUCGCUGGACUUCUAAAGAACCCUGAACUGGCCUUGGAUUCUUUAGCUAUCUGCAUGUCAAUUUCUGCAAUCUCGUUCAUGGUCUCCGUUGGAUUCAACGCAGCUGCCAGUGUGCGAGUUAGUAAUGAAUUAGGCGCUGGAAAUCCAAGAUCAGCAGCAUUUUCAACCGCAGUAACUACGGGAGUAUCGUUUUUACUAUCACUGUUUGAAGCCGUACUGAUCCUCUCGUGGCGCAAUGUCAUCAGCUACGUCUUUACAGACAGUCCAGCGGUUGCUGAAGCUGUAGCCGAGCUCACUCCUUACUUGGCUAUUACCAUAGUUCUCAAUGGAGUUCAACCUGUUUUAUCUGGUAUAAAUAUAAUAUAUUAUUUAAAACCACUCUUCAAAACAGCUAUCAGUGAAAUAAGUUGAUAAAUGAUUACUAAUAAAGUUUGAUUAAAACAGGUGUGGCCGUGGGAUGUGGGUGGCAAGCAUUUGUGGCGUACGUUAACAUAGGAUGUUAUUACAUUGUGGGUAUUCCUAUUGGUUAUGUUCUUGGUUUCACCUAUGAUAUGGGAGCUAAGGUGAAUUUCUUCUUUAAUUAGUUUUUCCAUAAUCUAUAUUCUAAUUAAUGAUUGAUUGGUGUAAAGUGAAAUUAUAAUUAAAUGGUUAAUGAUUUGCUGCAGGGAAUAUGGACUGGAAUGAUUGGGGGUACACUCAUGCAAACUAUCAUCUUACUCAUUGUCACUUUCCGAACUGAUUGGGAUAAAGAGGUAUAUUCCUAAAUAAUAAAUAUCAUUUUUGUUUUCCUAAAUACAACAGUUAGUUAUAUGUCUAACUUUGGCUUAGUAUAUGUUUCUUACUGAAUGAAAUUUUAUAAUUUCAGGUAGAGAAGGCUUCGAGAAGAUUGGACCAGUGGGAAGACACCCAAACGCCUCUUCUUAAGCAGUAAACAUUUUUUUUCAAUUUUGGGGGAGUAGAGGUCAAUUUUAGUAUAUUAUUUCUUAUAAUUUUCCCCCAAAUUGAGUUUAAAAGGAUAAAAACCUCAUUUGUUAAUCAAGAGAUCUGCCAAUCUGUUGAGAUGAAUGAAUUGGAAAAUCGAUAGUUUUCUGAGGGGGUUUGAGUGAAGAGAAAAGAGUCAAGGUACAUUUUAAAAGGAAGUAAAUGAGGUUGAAAUGAUGUAUUGUGUGGAAGAGUGAAUUUGUUGUAAACGUUUCUUGUAUGAAAUAAUCAACUGGUAUAAACAUUGGUUUUACUUUUAUGGUACACAACAUUUUCCUUGGCAAUCCUGCCAAACCUAUGAUUAAGUUCACGGUUUCGAUGUCCAUUUAUAUCUCUGUCGACUUAAUAAUCUGUUUUUUUUUUGUCACACUAACAAUUAUAUUAAUCGAGAAAAAGUUU